AAUAAAAGUUUCACGUAUCAACCAACAUUCUCACAUCUUUAAUUCUAUCUUCAUAAGAAAUAGAGUGUUACAAAAUUGAUAUCAUUUUUGCGACAUGGGGGAUGAGGAAAAGCAGACACCUGCAACCCUUGAGAUCUCCAUGGAGAACGGAAAUUUGAAGGAGGAGAAAACCACUUCAAAUGAUGAGCCAGAGAUUAAAUACGGAGGAAUUAAAGCCAUGCCCUUUGUCAUAGGAAAUGAGACCUUUGAGAAGCUUGGUACAGUUGGCUCUUCAACAAAUCUUGCUGUGUAUCUGACUACAGUUUUCAACAUGAAGAGUGUCAAAGCCACCACACUUCUUAAUGUCUUUAAUGGCACGACAAACCUGGCACCUCUGAUUGGAGCUUACCUCUCUGAUACUUACUUUGGACGUUACUGGACCUUGGGUUUUGCUUCUGUCUUUUCUUUCCUGGGGAUGGUGGUAUUGAUGCUAACAGCAGCAAUCUCCACCAUGCACCCUCCAAAGUGCGCCCCAGGUGCUGUGUGUGCUGGGCCAACAAGCUGGCAACUAGCCUUUUUAUUAAGUGGGUUUGCUUUUUUGAUAAUCGGAGCUGGUGGCAUCAGGCCUUGCAACCUAGCCUUUGGAGCUGAUCAAUUCAAUCCCAACACUGAAUCUGGCAAGAGGGGUAUCACUAGCUUCUUCAAUUGGUACUACUUUACCUUCACUUUCGCGAUGAUGAUCUCGGUAACUGGCAUUGUCUAUGUGCAAUCAAAUGUUAGCUGGGCCAUUGGUUUGGGGAUUCCUGCAUUUCUAAUGCUCCUUUCAUGUGUAACGUUCUUCGUGGGAACGAGAAUUUAUGUUAUAGUGAAACCUCAAGGCAGCCCUAUAACUAGUAUAGUACAAGUACUUGUUGCUGCUACCAAGAAACGAGGCCUCAAGGUUCCUGAUAAUUCAGCUAUGUCUCUUUUCAACUAUAUUCCAGCCAAAUCUAUCAACUCUAAGCUUCCUCGCACAGAACAAUUUAGGUGUCUUGACAAAGCUGCAAUCAUUACAGAUGAAAAUCAGAUUAACUUGGAUGGUACAGCUGCCAACCCAUGGAAACUUUGCAGCGUCCAACAAGUUGAGGAGGUGAAAUGCUUGUUGAGGAUAAUCCCCAUAUGGUCAACAUCCAUACUUUAUCAAAUUCCCUUGCUCCAGCAACAGACUUACGUAGUGUUCCAAGCCCUUCAGAUGGAUAGACGUCUAGGCAGUACCAAUUUCAAGGUGCCCGCUGCAACAUAUAUAAUCUUUACAAUGUUAACCCUCAGUAUUUGGAUUCCCCUCUACGACAGAAUCAUCGUUCCAUUUCUUCAAAGGCUUACCGGCAAAGACGGUGGGAUAACAUUGCUUCAAAGAAUGGGGAUUGGAAUGAUUCUAGCGAUUCUUUGCACGGUUGUUUCUGGAUUGGUGGAAGAAAAUAGAAGGCACAUUGCUUUAACAAGGCCACCGUUAGGCCAGACGAACAAAGGUGGCUCUAUAUCAUCAAUGUCUGGUAUGUGGCUGAUACCACAACUUGCACUUGCUGGACUUUCUGAGGGUUUCAAUUAUAUUGCACAGAUUGAAUUCUACUAUAAGCAAUUCCCAGAAAAUAUGAGGAGUAUUGCCGGAUCAGCCUUCUUCGCGGGUGGUGCUCUCUCUAAUUAUCUCUGUGGUUUCCUUGUUUCUAUAGUCCACCAAAUUACUUCAGGGAGUAAAACUGGAGAUUGGUUGGAUGAUGAUCUUAACAAAGGAAAAUUGGAUUACUUCUAUUACGUGAUUGCUGGUUUGGGGAUCCUCAACUUUGGAUAUUUUCUUUUGUGUGCCAAAUGGUAUAGAUACAAAGAUGCAGAUGAUAGCACAGUGGGGAUGGCUACAAAAGGAAUCUGAGAAGCAUAUUGCAUGAAGAGGAAAUUAAGCUUGAUGGCCCUGGAAUGGAACUAUGCUACCAGUUGUUUGAAGUUUCCCUUCCCGGCAUCAACACGUCAAGGAGUUCAUUAGAAAGAAGAGAAAGAAAAAUGCACGAACUAUUAGAACCAUAAUAUCAUGGAAUGUGACAGAUUUCUUGUCACGUUUAAAGGAGCCCUGGCUAUAUAACCUGUCAUCAAUAAAAAAAAUUUACUGCUCCUAAAUGCAUAUUCUUGGAGUGACA
Molecule: messenger RNA, 2147 nt
Organism: Populus nigra (black poplar)
Lineage: Eukaryota; Viridiplantae; Streptophyta; Magnoliopsida; Malpighiales; Salicaceae
Product: protein NRT1/ PTR FAMILY 2.11-like
Exons: 4
Coding region: 95-1885 (596 amino acids)
Biological process (GO): transmembrane transport
Cellular component (GO): plasma membrane
Molecular function (GO): transmembrane transporter activity
Source: RefSeq, a predicted model, not a curated record